AUGUCUGGACAGCAACCCCAUUAUCCUCCUCCCCCCGGCGCGCAAGGCCCAGGUUCGGGUCAACAGUAUCCUCCCCCACCAUCCCAGAACACACCAUCUCCGACACUUCGAUAUUCCGGCCAGGCCCAAUACCCACCCCCGCCCUCGGCUCCUCUGGCCCAAGCUCAGCCUUCGCCUCAGCAGCAAUCCUCACAACCCGGUAUGGCUUACCGUCCGUCCUCGACAUCACCUUUUGCGUCGCCCCAAAGCGAAGCCCCUCCUCCAUUCCCCAAUUUGGACGCAGAUUAUCUCCCUGAAAAGAAACAGCAGGAGAUCCAACAGCCACUGCAGCAGCAGCAGCCGCCGCCGCAGCAACAGAUGGUUGCAAGUCCUAUCAACCAAACUGCUGGAGCUCCACCUGCGGGACAGUUCGUGGGCGCAGCAGCCGCACACGAUGAUGUUGGAGUAUUCAACGGAGGAAGCUACCGAAUCAGCCACCGUGAUUCGAACACCAUUCUUACUAUUCAGUUGGCAAUGGGUUGCCCACUUGAGGGCAAGCCGGGUGCUAUGAUUGCCAUGUCACCGACCGUCACACUCAAGGGUGCUGUGAAAUUCAGUGUAAAGAAGAUGAUUGCUGGUGGUGAACUUGGAACCUCGACCUUUAUCGGCCCCGGUGAAGUCCUAUUGGCACCUUGGAUGCUUGGCGAUAUCACGAGUAUUCGCCUGAACGGAAGCGAGCAUUGGUCCGUAGGGCAUGACGCUUAUUUGGCUUCGACCCAAGGUGUCAUCAAGGACUAUAAGCGCCAGGGUCUCGGAAAGGCCAUGUUCAGCGGCGAGGGGCUUUGGGUGUACAAGAUCAGCGGAAAGGGUCUCUUGUGGGUUACCAGUUUUGGCGCCAUCAUCCGCAAAGACCUUGUGGAAGGUGAGAAGUACAUUGUUGACAACGGUCACCUCAUUGCUUGGAACGUCAAGUAUGUAAUGGAGAGAAUUGCCUCUGGUGGCAUCAUCUCCGGUAUUGCCUCUGGCGAAGGUCUUGUCUGCAAGUUCACCGGCCCGGGCACUGUGUAUAUCCAGACAAGAAACGCGAAAGCAUUCGGAACCUACAUGUCUGGCCAGGCUUACCAAGGGUAG
Clonostachys solani is the source of this 1110-nucleotide messenger RNA. The record is from the annotation of a GenBank genome assembly. NCBI's taxonomy places the organism in Eukaryota, Fungi, Ascomycota, Sordariomycetes, Hypocreales, Bionectriaceae.